Messenger RNA from Coffea arabica (coffee), 740 nucleotides. RefSeq names its product auxin-induced protein 22D-like. The record is from RefSeq and is a predicted model, not a curated record. NCBI's taxonomy places the organism in Eukaryota, Viridiplantae, Streptophyta, Magnoliopsida, Gentianales, Rubiaceae. Gene Ontology annotation, biological process: regulation of DNA-templated transcription. Gene Ontology annotation, cellular component: nucleus.
GAGGAGCAACCUAGACUCGAUAGAAGAACCUCUUUGUAUCUUGAGAUACUCAUCCGUCGAGGAGGAAAAGCUUGGUUGUUGUUUGGCUAGGAUUUUUUUUUUUUUUGGAUUUGUGCAACACAUAUUAUAUUACGACGAUAAUUUCUGAGAAAGUGGAGAUGGGAAAGGCUGCGAAUUACGAGAACGAACUGGCAACCGAGUUGAGAUUAGGUUUGCUGGGGACAGACCAUCAUGAACCGGAGAAGCAAUCUUUCCCUUUGAGCCUCGUCAUCAAGAGCAACAAGAGAUCUUCAUCAGAAAUGGAUUAUAAUUCCUCUGACAAGUGUGAACAAGAUUCUGCUCCGCCUCCCAAGGCACAAGUAGUUGGGUGGCCACCGGUUCGAUCUUACUGGAGAAAUGCUCUCCAGCAGCAAAAGAAAACCGAGAGUGAUGUUUCGGGGAUGUACGUGAAAGUGAGCAUGGACGGAGCUCCAUACCUCAGGAAAAUCGACCUUAGGGUUUACAACAACUAUCCCGAGCUGCUCAAGGCUCUAGAGGCCAUGUUCAAGUGCACCAUCGGUGUGUAUUCAGAAAGGGAAGGAUACAGCGGAUCUGACAAUGCACCCACUUAUGAAGACAAGGAUGGAGACUGGAUGCUGGUUGGAGAUGUUCCAUGGAAUAUGUUCGUCACCUCUUGCAGAAGGCUCAGAAUCAUGAAAGAAUCCGAAGCCAAGGGCCUUGGGUGUUUGUAGUUGCCGGCG